This is a messenger RNA of Patiria miniata (bat star), 1302 nucleotides long. RefSeq lists its product as uncharacterized. Lineage: Eukaryota; Metazoa; Echinodermata; Asteroidea; Valvatida; Asterinidae. The transcript is spliced from 2 exons. The record is from RefSeq and is a predicted model, not a curated record. Bases 234 to 1019 code for a protein of 261 amino acids.
UAAUUAAGACGGGGGCUUUCACACAGACGAAGCAAAACAUACAAAGUCCGCCAGCGUGAAACGUCAGUGCUUCAUCUAAUCAAACAUCGUGGGGCAUUGUGACGAGAUGUACGGCGCUAGAUAUAAUGUCGACUCGCUCACACUACACGCCGAGUAAAAGAUUUGAGCUCUAUCUCUCGUGAAAACAUCCCGCCAUAGUGGCUAACGGACGACACCAAGCCGACCAAGGAAUCAUGAAAUUUCAUCAUUUGAUGGAUAACAAAACAGGCAGAGCGAGUGGAGGGAUCUGUGUGCGACACGAUGUAUCCAGAGCAUGCCCGCCUGACGUGGAGUUCAGCAUGGCGGCCAAACUGGACAACUUGGAGGUGAAUGCCAACGAGACAUUCUGUGCACGUGAAGUAGUGACGUCACCCAAAUCACCCUACGAUGACGUUGGUUUUGACAAUAGCGGAAGUGGGGACCUGACCAGCUCUGGGGAACUGCUGGAGUCUUGCGGACUGGUCACCGAAGACUCGGGCAUUUCCGAAAAUUCCCUCAGUCUGACUGAAGAGCUAGAAGUGGAGAAGAUCUUGGAUGACAUCACGGAGAGAGAGGAAUCGGUAGAUGACGUCACAGACUCAGAGGAGUCCAUUGGCUCAAAUAGGAUGGGCGGUGCCGCCAGUCAAUCCGGUAACCAAUCACGAAGCAUUGGUCAAAUCCGGGAGAGCUUGGAACAGAAAGUCAGGCGUCUCCGAGACGAGAAGGCGGCUGUGGAUGAGAAGAUCCGAUUGGCUCAAGAGGAGGAGGACCUGCGCAUGCGCGAGAAAACCAAAUUGAAACAACAGCUUGUUGUCCACAGAAGGGACCGUCUGAAAAAAGUCAUCGCCGACCUUAAAAGGAAACUUGAGGACCAAAGCGUUCGUCUGCAGGUCACUUACAGUACUCUCAUUUCACUGCAGAGGAACAUAUUUCGACACAGAAGCUUUUCCCGCCAAACGACACAACCUUCCAGAGACUCGUCGCUGGAGGCGCCCUUUUGAAGCAAAUAGUUAGCGUUGGUAGCGUAUUAUUGAUGUCGGUCAAAAUUAGUCGGUAUUGAGUUCAUUUUCAAAAUGUAACCAUUACAGAUAGGUCAUAUUCAGUUGCCACCCAAUUAAAAAGAAUAAUGCUAACAAAAAGACUUUUUAGACCUUAGUUUUCAAUUCGUAAGUUUGUGGCUCACAGUGAAAAAUUUCCAAAAGAGUAUAAAGCCAUAUUGCAAAGCAUAUGUUGGUUAACUGCAGUAUCGGCUAAGCCGAGAUAAAAAGUCGAGAGUAAAUUUCA